CCCGCCGCCGCCGCGGCCGCCGCCGCCGCCACAGCAGCUGCCUCCGGGAGCGUUUGAGGAGUUGCGGGCCGCCGCAGGCUCGGGCGCCGCACCGCGCCGACCGGAGCCGCCGGACGAGGCCCGGGGAGCCGCUCGCGCCGACCCCGCCGCCCGAUGUCCUCAAGAUGGAGGCAGCGGGGGCGGCGACGUGAAGAGAGCGGCGCUGUGGGCGCGGGAGCGGGGGCCCGGGCGGCCCGGGCGGAGGCGGUGCCGGGAUGGGGCUGCUGCUCAUGAUUCUGGCGUCGGCCGUGCUGGGCUCCUUCCUCACGCUCCUCACCCAGUUCUUGCUGCUGUACCGCAAGCAGCCCGAGCCGCCGCCGGACGAGGCGGCCCGCGCGGGCGACGGCUUCCGCUACAUCAAGCCGGUGCCGGGCCUGUCCCUGAGGGAGUACCUUUAUGGCGGCGGCGGCGGGGCCGAGGAGCCCUCCGGCGGGCCCCCCGAGGGCGGCGCGACCCCGGCCCCCGAGACCCCCGCCCCGCCGACGCGGGAGACCUGCUACUUCCUCAACGCCACCAUCCUGUUCCUGUUCCGGGAGCUGCGGGACACCGCGCUGGCCCGCCGCUGGGUCACCAAGAAGAUCAAGGUGGAGUUCGAGGAGCUGCUGCAGACCAAGACGGCCGGGCGCCUGCUGGAGGGGCUGAGCCUGCGGGACGUGUUCCUGGGCGAGACCGUGCCCUUCAUCAAGACCAUCCGGCUCCUCCGGCCGGUGGUGCCCUCGGCCGGCGGAGAGCCGGACGGCCCCGAGGGGGAGGCGCUGCCCGCCACCUCCCCGGAGGAGCUGGCCUUCGAGGCGGAGGUGGAGUACAACGGCGGCUUCCACCUGGCCAUCGACGUGGACUUGGUCUUCGGCAAGUCGGCCUACCUGUUCGUCAAGCUGUCCCGAGUGGUGGGGAGGCUGCGCUUCGUCUUCACUCGCGUGCCCUUCACCCACUGGUUCUUCUCCUUCGUGGAGGACCCGCUGAUCGACUUCGAGGUGCGCUCCCAGUUUGAAGGGCGGCCCAUGCCCCAGCUCACCUCCAUCAUCGUCAACCAGCUCAAGAAGAUCAUCAAGCGCAAGCACACCCUGCCGAGUUACAAGAUCAGGUUUAAGCCGUUUUUUCCAUUCCAAACCUUGCAAGGAUUUGAAGAAGAUGAAGAAGAACAUAUCCAUAUACAACAGUGGGCACUUACCGAAGGCCGUCUCAAAGUUACAUUGUUAGAAUGUAGCAGGUUACUCAUUUUUGGAUCCUAUGACAGAGAGGCAAAUAUUCACUGUACGCUUGAGUUGAGCAGUGGUGUCUGGGAAGAAAAACAGAGGAGUUCUAUUAAGACGGUUGAAUUAAUAAAGGGGAAUUUACAGAGUGUCGGACUUACGCUUCGUCUUGUCCAGUCAACUGACGGGUAUGCUGGGCAUGUCAUAAUUGAGACUGUGGCCCCAAACUCACCUGCUGCACUUGCAGACCUUCAACGGGGAGACCGACUCAUUGCUAUUGGAGGUGUGAAAAUCACCUCUACCCUGCAAGUGUUGAAGCUGAUCAAGCAGGCCGGCGACCGGGUCCUGGUGUAUUACGAAAGGCCCGUCGGCCAGAGCGGCCAGGGCGCGGCCCUGCAGGAUCAUUUCGGACAGCUGGAGGAACACUUCCUGUCGGCCUCAUGCCCACCGAACUAUGAGGAGGAGACACCUGCCUUGGCAGCGGAUGCUGAGAACAGAGAUUUGGACUCUGAAUUUGAAGACCUGGCAGGUGAUGUCAGAGCACAAACUGAGCUCAAAGAUGAGGCACCGUCAUUAAGUCACAGUCCCAAACGUACUCCAACAACACUUUCUGUUAAACCCCUUGGAACGAUAUCACCGGUUUUAAACCGUAAACUAGCUGUAGGAAGUCACCCACCCCCACCAAAACCUCCAUGCAAAGAAGGAAAUAAACCCUCAGCCCUAAAAGCUUCUGAGGUAACAGACCCGACGCAAGUGUCAAAACCCACCCAAGGAUCCACUUUCAAACCACCCGUCCCACCACGACCACAGGUGAAAGUCCCUUUGCCUUCUGCCGACGCCCCGAGUCAGACAGAACCAGAUGUGCCCGCUGAAAAGCCAGAAAAGGUGCUGCCUUCUCCUCCUGCAGAUAAACCUGCUGAGAAGCAAGCAAAAACUACAGAUCACACGGAAGACACGGCUGCAUCGAAGCAGUUUUUAGCAAAGCAGGACGUGGUGAGAGAUUUUCCGUCAGAAAGUUCCUGCCCUCCCAAGGACAGUUCAGAUGACCCCCGGACAUGGGAAUCGUCAGAAAUCCCUUACCGAAAUAAGCUAGGAAAAUGGACCAGAAGCAGAGCAACCUGUCUCUUUGACAUAGAAGCCUGCCACAGGUACUUGAACGUUGCCCUGUGGUGCAGGGAUCCCUUCAAGUUAGGGGGUCUUAUCUGUCUGGGGCACGUUAGCUUGAAACUCGAAGACGUGGCUCUAGGAUGCCUGGCGACAUCAAACAUGGAAUACUUUUCAAAGUUCCGACUGGAAGCCCCCUCACCUAAGGCGAUGGUCACGAGAACCGCCCUGCGCAGUCUGAGUGUGCAGAAGGGAUUCAAUGACAAGUUUUGCUUUGGUGACGUUACUAUUCACUUCAAAUACUUGAAAGAAGGCGAGCCAGACCACCCUGUAGUCCCUAACUUAGAGAAAGAGAAAGACCUCCAUUUGAUCGAAGAGGUUCCUGCCCUACCCAAAGAGGAGCAUCUCGUUGGACAGAUGGGCUUGACAGAAAACAAACAUAGUUUCCAGGAUACUCAGUUCCAGAACCCAACUUGGUGUGAUUACUGUAAGAAAAAAGUGUGGACUAAAGCUGCCUCCCAGUGUAUGUUCUGUGCUUACGUCUGCCAUAAAAAAUGUCAGGAAAAGUGUCUAGCCGAGACUCCUCUCUGCGGAGCAGCUGAUAGGCGGAUAGACCGGACCCUGAAAAACCUCAGGCUGGAAGGACAGGAAAGCUUCUUAGGCCUGCCUCCUCGUGUCGAUGCUGAAGCUAGCAAGUCAGUCAACAAAACAACAGGUUUGACAAGACAUAUUAUCAACACGAGCUCCCGUUUGCUAAAUCUGCGCCAGGUCUCUAAAACUCGCCUUUCCGAACCGGGAACUGAGCUGGUGGAGCCUUCACCAAAACACACACCCAACACCUCAGACAACGAAGGCAGCGACACAGAGGUGUGUGGUCCGAACAGUCCUUCUAAACGGGGAAACAACACAGGAAUAAAGUUGGUGAGAAAGGAGGGUGGUCUGGACGACAGCGUUUUCAUUGCAGUUAAAGAAAUCGGCCGCGAUCUGUACAGGGGUUUGCCUACGGAGGAGAGGAUCCAGAAACUUGAGUUCAUGCUGGAUAAACUGCAGAAUGAAAUUGACCAGGAGCUGGAACACAAUAAUUCCCUUGUUAGAGAAGAAAAGGAAACAACCGAUACAAGGAAAAAAUCACUUCUUUCUGCCGCUCUGGCGAAAUCAGGUGAAAGACUACAAGCCCUGACACUUCUCAUGAUCCACUACAGAGCAGGCAUUGAAGAUCUGGAAUCUUUAGAAAGUCUGUCUUUAGACCAGCCCUCCAAAAAAAUAAGCAAGUACACAGAUGAUACAGAAGAAGAUCUUGAUAAUGAAAUAACCCAGCUGAUCGACUCCCAGCCAUUCAGCAUUUCAGAGGGCUUGUUUGGCCCAUCCGAGUCUGUUUAACAGACAGCCUGCUUAAAUACUCUCAAACGAUUGGGGAAAAGUCGCAUCUAAAGUACCACAGAUAAACCACGUUUUAAACCCUCUUACAAAGCACUUCGGCCCACUGCUCCACAGUCAUUUGCUUGCGUAGGAACAAGAGUGAAAAAGGUGGUUUUCCAGCGAAAACAUGACCAGCUCACUAAAAUGGUUGUUUCGGAUUGCAUUUAUAGCUAUGCUUUUUUGGGUUUAUACUGGGAAUUUAUUUUUACUAAUUUAUUUUUAACUUUUUCUAAUUAUGUAAUUAUGUAAGCUAACUUUUCAUGUUUAUGUAUGUGUGAUGUCUCGUGUUAUUUUUCUUCAUCUUAGUUUCUGAAUUAGUGUUAUGUAGGAUACUGUCCAAAUUCUUGAACUGUUUUCAUUUCCAUCACGGUUCUAACGAGUUUGCUGCCCAGAUUGACAACGGCAAUCACUGAGGGAACAGGUUUUGAAUCUUUGUGUUAGGAAGCUUAUCAUCUCCACUUGCUCGAGAUUUUUGUUGUUUUGGGGCUUGGGGGGCGGGGGGUUGUUUUUGCCAAAUGUAACAAAAGCCGAUGCUGUGGCUUUAGUCAGUUACACUGAUUUAGUAUUAAAAAAAGAAAAAAAAAUUACAUAUAUUGCUUGCUUUCUAUUCUGUGAAUUUUUUUCUAGUUUUUGUGCAGUUUUAGUGAGAGUAUAGUUAUUAAUUUGAAGAGGUUGCAUUGCAAAACAAAACGUAAUAGGGAAUAAAGAAUGCAGUUGGGCAAGAAUUUUUUAGACAAGAUCACUAAAAAACAGUAACUGGUAGGAUUUUGAAGUCUAAUCUUUUAAAUGGAAGUUCUGAACAUUUAUGAUUUUUUUUUCCAUCUUUAGUUCUCCCAUGGGAAAUAAAGCAUGUCAAGGAUGAAGUUUCAGAGGCCUGUUCUUAAAAUGACCGUGUUGAUAACGGACUUUGGCUGUUUUGUUUUAGAAACCUUUUCGUGCGGGAGGAUGUUGUGAAGGAGAGGAAUCACGCAAGAUAGAUUUAUUUAUCGCUUCUCUCACCUGCUGCAGGUUAAAGGAGUAGUGAUUCCUCCAGGUGCUUCUGCAGUGCUAUCUUCAUU
Molecule: messenger RNA, 4813 nt
Organism: Neofelis nebulosa (Clouded leopard)
Lineage: Eukaryota; Metazoa; Chordata; Mammalia; Carnivora; Felidae
Gene: PDZD8
Product: PDZ domain containing 8
Exons: 5
Coding region: 255-3716 (1153 amino acids)
Biological process (GO): mitochondrial calcium ion homeostasis
Cellular component (GO): mitochondria-associated endoplasmic reticulum membrane contact site
Molecular function (GO): lipid binding; protein binding
Source: RefSeq, a predicted model, not a curated record